Molecule: messenger RNA, 998 nt
Organism: Camelus dromedarius (Arabian camel)
Lineage: Eukaryota; Metazoa; Chordata; Mammalia; Artiodactyla; Camelidae
Gene: INO80C
Product: INO80 complex subunit C
Exons: 5
Coding region: 144-722 (192 amino acids)
Biological process (GO): chromatin remodeling
Cellular component (GO): Ino80 complex
Source: RefSeq, a predicted model, not a curated record
AGAUUCGGCCGAGAGAAGUCGACGAAAGCUUUCCGAGUCCAGGCCGGGUUUUCAGAAGCUGAACGGCGGAAGCACCGGCGGGCCGGAAGUUCCAGGGCCUGCCCUGAAGCGGGGAGGGGGGAGGACGGAGACGCGGGGCAGGAAUGGCGGCUCAAAUUCCAAUUGUGGCCACCACUUCCACGCCGGGGAUCGCCCGGAACAGCAAGAAGAGGCCGGCCAGUCCUUCCCAUAACGGUAGCAGCGCCGGGGGCUACAGCGCCAGUAAGAAGAAAAAAGUGUCCGCCUCCGGCUUCGCGCAGGGUAUCAGCAUGGAAGCCAUGAGUGAGAAUAAAAUGGUGCCCUCGGAUUUUAGCACAGGACCUAUGGAAAAAGCUGCCAGACCUUUGCCAUUUAAGGAUCCCAACUUUGUGCACUCUGGCCAUGGUGGUGCAGUUGCUGGCAAGAAGAAUAGAACCUGGAAGAACCUGAAGCAGAUUCUGGCUUCGGAAAGGGCAUUGCCAUGGCAACUGAACGAUCCUAACUACUUCAGUAUUGAUGCCCCUCCGUCCUUCAAACCAGCCAAGAAGUAUUCUGAUGUCUCAGGUCUUCUUGCCAACUACACUGACCCCCAGAGCAAGCUGCGUUUCAGCACCAUCGAAGAGUUUUCCUACAUUCGGAGGCUGCCGUCCGACGUGGUCACUGGCUACCUGGCCCUGAGGAAGGCCACCAGCAUCGUUCCCUGAGCCUGGAGGAGGGGAGUGAAGUGGAGAACUGUUUCAAAGGCAGACUUUGGACUCAAGAUUUUGUUUCAUGGAAACAAACUCAUUCUGCUGUCAAUCUGGAAAUGUCAGUGUUGUGCCUUGGAAAGAAUGUUUGGCUUUAAUUUAAGGGUUUUUUUUUCUUCUAUGUUUUCUUUCCAAGUGUGAUGUUUCCUGUUGAAUUAAAUUAUACUUCAGUUGUUGCCGCAAGUAAAGUUGUUUGACAAGAAAAUAUAAAAUUGUGCUUUUAAUUUAACCUAA